Messenger RNA from Phytophthora nicotianae INRA-310, 7189 nucleotides. RefSeq lists its product as hypothetical. Gene Ontology annotation, molecular function: protein binding. The transcript has 2 exons. Bases 215 to 4828 code for a protein of 1537 amino acids. NCBI's taxonomy places the organism in Eukaryota, Oomycota, Peronosporomycetes, Peronosporales, Peronosporaceae. The record is from RefSeq and is a predicted model, not a curated record.
GUAGGCACUUCCAUAACUUCCUUGACCAAUCUUACGCACCUUCACGUAUUUCUCCAUGACAACUGCAAGGCACUGGAAAAACUCGAAAGUGGGAGACUUGUCCAAACAAGAAGCAGCAAAAAAUAGAGUGAAGCUGAGAACAAGAAUGCUGUAGCAUCGCAUGUGUGGUUUUUAUUCGUAAAGUUACAGGUGCGUUCUAAUGGCGUAGCAAACAAUGAACCCUUCUCCUGCCUCGAAGUAUCAUGUUACUGCGAAAAUCAUUGAUCCACCGAUGGCCAUGGCUGGCCGCUUUCCACGUGCUCUCACAAGUGAAGAUAACGGCGAAGGAUUUCUUUACAAGGGGAGCACUGGUCCAGUCACAAAGGGAGGUCAUGGAUUCCAACGCAAACCUCCACACAUUGACAUGGCUCGAGAGUACGAGGCUGCUGGAAAAAGUUACAAAGCUGCUCGAACCACUAUCGCCACACUAAAUGAACGACAUCGGCAGCUACAAAUUGCACAGGAAGAAGCCUUCGAACGGGAGACACAUGACCGCAAAUUCACUGCCAAUUUCGCCGAGACGAGGCUUGCAACUUGUGGAGUUCCUACACUAAACUCAAUGAGCGUACGUAUCGAGCGUCAACGUGAACUAGCGAAAGUGAAAACCAACGAUAAAAGUCCGAUUAAACUUACCAACAAGAAACUUCGUGAAGUAGCUCAUCGUGACCACCUCAACACGCAGAUCCGAGCUGCAGUACGGCAUUCCUACGGCUCACAAGAACUCGAUCUCAAGUCACUGGAACUUGUACAUAUCCCACGAACGGCUGUGUUUUCAACGCUGUUAUUGCAACUUGCUCGCACGAUUCGGACUGUAAAUGUGUCUCGUAAUGCCCUACGUGAAUUUCCUGAUACUUUUGUCCAAGCGUUUCCAGAAGUCGAGACGAUGGUGUGUAAGGAGAACGCGUUAGCACGGUUACCGCUACGUGCUCUUGGUGAACUACGCUACUUAAGGGUAUUAAAUGUCUCGGGAAACCAGCUCGAUGAACUACCUGAUCUACCAGAAACACUGGAAACACUCGACGCUAGUCGAAAUCGACUGCAAGAUAUUCAAAACUUACAUGUAUUGACAAAACUUAUCACGCUGGACUUGAGCUACAAUCACUUCCAAUUGCUACCGUGCGGACUAAUGGCGCUACACAAGCUGCAAACACUUAUUCUAUCUGGGAACCGCCUCGUGACCCUUGCAACUAGACCUCAACUCCUUCGAAGACGUGACGACACGGUAGCAAAUCCACAGGACGAUGACACUGCCAAAGAACCCACAGAAGAGGAAAAGGAAGCUGAACGUAAGCAGUGGCGAGUCGAAGCGGAUCCGGUCACAAACGAUAAAGUAUAUUUCCACUUGCAAUCGAAACGUGUGACCCGUGCCAAGCCCAAAUGUUUUCAGGUGUUAAUUCCUAAGCUCCAACUUGGAAACCAAGUUCAGAAACAGGAUAAGCGAGCAUUGCUAAAAAGUUAUCCUGAUGGCUGGGAAAUUAUCCUGCCAAGUCCGUUAGAUACCUCAACAGCGCUGCAGUUUGUAAAUCAUAGCACAGAAGAACACUAUUCAACGCUCCCACCGGGGCUUGAUCACUGGGAAGGUGUCGAUCACUUGCAAUUGCUGGUUUUAUCCGGUAAUGAACUGCUGGAUCUCCCGCCUUCGAUUGGAAAACUAAAGCGAUUGAAGCGUCUUGAAGCCGAGAACAACAAGUUAUUAACUCUUCCUGAUGUAUUACAGGAUCUAGUAGCGCUCGAGACGGUUAGACUUGGUAUGAACGGACUGGCAACACUGCCUCCAUCAUUUUCUAAGCUGGUUAACCUGACUGACCUAGAUAUCAAGUUGAAUCGUCUUCGAGAACUACCGGAUCGGUUAGGAGACUUGCAGCAGAUUUGUGUGCUUGAUGCAAGUUCCAAUGCGCUGGAGAGGCUCCCACGUUCGUUUCUAGCUCUCAAGCGGAUUGUUACAUUACGCCUGUCAGGAAAUAACCCACUACUAAGUGCUGGUUUUGCUGCCGAGACUUUGCGAACCGGGAACCUGGCCGAGAUACGAUGGCAGCUCGAACAUCAGAUCGAAUGUGAAAAACACGGAGGGUCACGGCCACCGGAGCCUCGAGCGCGAUUAAUUGGCGUUGGCUCUGAGUGCUGGAGUACUGAUUUGCACAUUAACCGUGAAUUCGCUCGAGCCGUUGAACUUGCUCAAGAAGCUCACACUCUUUCAAUGCACUGGCGCGGCAUCGAGGCUCCUGAACUUCCUCGUAUAUUCUUCACAGCUGUGCCAGAUCUACGCGAACUUCGGCUCUCUGGGCAGAACUUGGACAUUCUUCCUGCGGGGUUCGGGGCAUUCACGAAGUUACGAUUGUUACAGCUCCGACAGAACGAAAUUCGAGCGAUUGCACCUGAAGUGUUUGGAUCGAUUGAGGCACAAAAUGUUACAUCAAAUCUGGGAAUUGGUACGAGUUUGGAGAGUCUAGAUCUUCGCUACAAUCGACUGGAAAUACUACCGGAUACGUUUACCAACUGCGUGAAGCUUCAAGUGUUGCUUGCCAGUCAUAACAUCCUCGCAUCAUUACCAGAGUCAUUGGAUGGGCUUGCAAAUACUCUAACGGACUUGCAGCUAGCACACAACCAGCUAGUAAUAGGCCCACGAGCUGUAUCGUCCCUCCUCGCUCUGGAGAGACUUGAUCUAUCAUUUAACCACAUUGAAACUCUCGACGAACUGGACUUUUCGUUAUUACCACGACUUCAAGUACUGCGUUUGAGUGGGAAUCGCCUAACAGAACUGCCAAUGUCCUUGGGUGGGAUUGGACCUUCCGGUGGCAAACCCCCUCCAAUACGAGAACUUACCUUCGCAGGCAACAUGCUCAUCGAAUUCCCACCUGCUGUGCUACUGUUAGGCGCCACUCUACAGCGACUGGAAAUGCAGAGCAAUCGCUUCGAACGACUACCAUUGAACUUCGGUGCUGCACUUCCAGCACUGGAAAUCGUUGAAAGUGACGGCAAUCCGUUCCGUUCCCCACCAGCUGAAAUUAUGCGUCUUGGAGCGAAAGCUAUCCGUUCGUAUCUACUCAAACGUCAACAGAGAGUAGACGAACUUACUGCGUUACUCAGUGCUCUGGGUCUUGUCUUCGAUCGAGACUCUUUCGACAAACCGACCAUGCGUCAUCUCUUACCUCCAGACGUACCGUUAACGAGUCUUCCGUUCCUAACAGCGAAGCAUAUUACAGUCUUUGACCGUGCAAUUGAUCGCUACGUGAACGGCGCGUUCUAUCUCCCUCCUCCACCUCUCGGAACAGGUCCACAAUUCCGUAGAGGUGUGGAUAUUUUUCAAGAAUUGUUGCUUAGAAAACAUUUCGAAUUGGCACAAAGACACCAUCGUACAGUUCUCGAGGAACUUCUCCAGUUACUUGGAUUAAUUCGUCAGAAACGCUGGGCUGAUAAGACUGAUCUAAGGUACGAUAUGUUGCGACCAUGGGGACGUAAAGGGGAACUGGUUGGCGUCUAUACGGUACGCGGGUCUCUACUCUUCCCGGAUGACUACAAAGCUGACGAUGGACGAGUUCGACCACCUUUAAGUCCCGAUAAAGAGCUUCCAAGUGUGCUGAAAGUCGUAGAAACCCGCACACACCGUGGGUUCCCACCUGAGCCUUUCAUUGAAAACAAACGUACACUACGUGACGUCGAACGUGCCCUGGAUCAGUAUGUCGGUCAGUACGGACCUGUAGGAGUUGUCCACGCUAAUGUGCCACUGCGUUGUGGCUGUGACGAGCUGCUACGCUUUGGUAAGAUGCAUGAUCCGUGCGAACAACCAGGCUGGACGAUCGUGCGCGUAUUAUACACUGAAGAGGAAGUCGCACGUCGAGAACAGGACGAAAAGAGACUGCAAGAAGCGCAAGACGCACUACUCCCUCAAAUCCGUGCGUUCCUUGAGACUCCGGAAGGUGAAAAGCGAUUCCAACGCGAAGUUGGAACUGCUAAGAAUGCGUUAAGAGUGCAUCUCCGUGUUCUUACAAAGCAGUUAAAGAUCCAUCGUGCCAAGUUGAAGCCACUUGCCAAAGCUCAUGCGAAAGAAGAGAAACUGGAAAAAAAGAUGCAACGAGCUGCGGAAAAAGCAGCCAAGUCUGGCAAGGAGGUUUCUAUGAAGAACGCAGAGACGCUAGGGGAGUUGAAGGCCAGGAUUGCCAAGCGUGAGAAGCUCGAGUUCGCUGAAGCUCGUGUCCGUGAAGAUAUCGAGGAGCUGGAACGUGGAAAAGCUCGACUUGGUCAGGGUCACGCCGCUUUUCGACACGAAGUGGAACAGAUUUUACUUGAAAAAGUUGGCGCUACCGUGCGGCAACAUCUUGUACGGCAGCAACGGGAUAAGGCUAUCGCUAUGGGUUGGCGUCGUCCUUGGGACGGUAUCGGUGGACGCGCUUUCGAGCGUUAUCAACGGGAGAUUCUUCGUCACAAACUAGGUGGAGUGGACGAAGAGGGAGCUGCCGCAGGGCCUGAGAGCGUCACGAAAAACGUUAUCAAACCUGACACGAAAGACAAAUCUGAGAGUGAUGAGAACGAAGAAGAUGACGCGGUGAGUGAUGAUAACAGCGAGAUUAGUGACGUUUCUUUCGACGGGUAUGAUGAUUUAGUGGCAAAUAUGGUACGAGAAGACGAUGACGAUGACGAUGACGAGGAGAGCGCUGCAAUCGCUGAAGCUGCAAGAGCUGCUGCAAUGGCAGCAUUGGAAGCGGAGGAAGCGGAGAGAGAUGCAGAAGAUCUGGACGAUAUCAGCUCAGACGAGAGCGAUAAGCAUGAAUCUGAGGAUAGCGAUCUCUAAUCUGAAAGUAAAGAGAAGGUGGGGAUUGGACUGGCAAGCUGGAAAUGGUUCAGUGUAUUGCCCACAUGAUGCUAUUCUCACAAAUACAGCGGCUGCUGCCCAUGCUGCUGCUGCUGAUAGCGAAGGUUAUACCCUCCGUUGGUGGCAUGCUGCGCUUGUUCGGCCGCAACUCGAUUGGCGUUUCGGAUCGAAGGCGACGUGCUUCGCUUCCGCGGCGCACGCAUCGACACGCCGUCGAUUACCGGGUAUCGUUCUGCAAAAGAAGGUGUGCGCGGCGUCUUCAAUAGCGUCUGCAGCACUGCGUCACGCCGGCCUGGAUUUUCAUGCAAAUGGCGGAAUUUCUUGAAAACUUUCAUGGCGUACCGAGCGUCGAUGACCGGAUCGUGAUCCGCUUCCUGAAUGUCCUGCCCAAGCAGAUAUUUGGCCACGUGGCGCAACGAAAAAUAGCGAUAGCGCACCACUCCGUUGGUCGACUGCAUUGGUAAACGGAAAAGAUCAGCCACAUCGAACUCGCCCUUGUAGUCCGUCGGCUUCUGAAGCGUGAGCCAUUCCAGAUCCUUCUUGAUGGACUGACCCACAAUAACGCUUUCCACAGGCAGAAUUGCCUUCAACCGCACAAGGGCCUCUUUUAGGUCUGGCGCAUCCUUCAAGUUGCUUUGAAAAAGACUGUGUGAGGUAGCUUACGAUAGGCUUGGUAGGCUUGACGUACUGGUCGAACACCACCUUCUCGUCCUCAUCCACUACGGCAAUACGCGCUACAUCACGGUCACUGGCCAAACCACGUCAACAUUAACUUCAACAUGAAAAAAAAAUCAACCAUUACGCCGCGUAAUUUACGCACUUGGUGCCAUUGCCCGUGGCAACACACUCGACGUCAAUCGCGAAAAACUGGAGACAAAAAGGUAACAAGCACCGUCAAUACUGUACCCAGAAGUUGAACAAAUAGUUGCUUUUGCCGCACCGGUCCUUCAAUAUCCCUCGUCAACACUGGCAAAAUCUCGCUGAUCGUUUCCUUUUUCUGCGGAUUCGCUUGAAUCUGCAGUUUCCUUUUGGGCUUGGCAACGACAGUUGCCGCAUUCUCAUCGUCAGGCUCAGGCGCUACCAUCAUCAUUGGCGGCGGCAGCCCUGGGUGGUUGUAAAAGACAGCGCCACCACUGGCCACCGCCACGGGAAAGUCCUGCGGUAAUGGGGGCGCCGCCAGCUCGUCGUAGGCCGCGAACUCGGGCGCCUCCGGGCCGCUGGUCUCCGCCGCAACGUGCAUGAACGGGCAGUUUGUGCCGUUGCGACAGCCGCUAUCGGACGCGAAGAAGUGGCACGUGCGCGGUUGAGUGGGUGCGGGGAUGGAGCCAUUGGCGUACGGAUUGGCGGCGCUCAGCAAAACGUCGCUCGUGGCUGCCUCGCCGUCGUGGCGGAAGGUGCACGAGGCCCCACGGAAGCAGCCCUGCGGCGACUGGAAGAAGCGGCAGGCGCUGGAGCUGCUCAUAGCGGCGGGAGGGUGACUGUCCCUAGACUAGUGCGUGGUCCGGCCUUGGUCUCUGUAGCAGUGGAGGGAUGGAGAAGAAGCGCCGAUUGGGUAAAAUAAGAAGAAUUUAUGUGCGGUAUACUCAGAGCGAGUGUGGUCCUCUGCCGAGGUGGCCAGCUGCAGGUGUAAAUGCUCACCCGCUGUGGCGUGAACUGUGGCAUCGGCCACUGAUUCUCAGGCAGAUGUCUCUGUUGUCUGCGUUGGGAGUGUUAGUGUCGAGGUUGUACGUCUCCCUGAAGCUUUUCCCGAGAUCGUCUGGACAAGCGAAAACAACUCGAUCUGGAUCAGAGCUAUACUUCAGACCACGUCCUUGCCCCAUGGAAGACUCCAAAGGUGAAGCUCCCUGAUCAAGACCUAAAAGCUGUAAAAGCUGGGUGUGGUCGGUGUGGCUGUAUUUGCGCUGCUCGGUACAUUCAAGUACUUGUCUGAGGAGUUUGAAGUGACCGAUAGGAAUUAUCGAGGGCGGCACGCCAAGACUACCUACGGAACACAGAUCGGAGUAAGUACAGCACGGAGCUAUUACAUGUACGUGCUGGGUCCAUGGACUCUGUAGCUCGAUAUCUCCUUAAGUAUUGCCGAUCGUCACAGACGUGUGCCCAUUCAUCGGCACGUGCAGCUGGAGACGCGCCGCAAUAUCAUUGUCAUCGCAUCUGCAGUCGACGUGUUAAACGCGCGUAUCGCUGUGUGCGUCCUCACCGAAUUCCAUUCAAGAUGCCUUUGAAGAGCAACUUCACUCGUUGCUACAGUCCCGUCACAUAUUUUUUUUCGCCACAUCUCAGAGAAAAAGCAUUUGUUUUCAUAAAGAAAGCGCUUUUGUGAAAAUCAGAUGCGAAAAGUGC